CAAAAUGUCGCUUUUAAAAAGAAAAAUUCCAAAGUUAUUUCUUUAUGCAAGAAAAAAUUCGAAAUUUUAAUUAUCACGUAAAAUCAUAAAAGAAUCUCAAAGGAAAGCGACAAUUUUGGAAAAUUCAACGAUAAGCUUUAUAAUUUUUCUACUUAUGAGUGGAUGUGUGAAGAGUAGGGAAAAAGUACGAAAGGAAAAUAUGAGUGAGGAGAAGAGGAAGCAACACUUCGUGCUAGUACAUGGUGCGUGCCACGGCGCAUGGUGCUGGUACAAGGUUAAGCCUCUUCUCGAGGCUUUGGGCCAUCGUGUAACCGCCUUAGACCUAGCUGCUUCCGGUAUAGACACAACCAGGUCAAUCACUGACAUUUCUACAUGUGAACAAUAUUCUGAGCCAUUGAUGCAGCUAAUGACUUCAUUGCCGAAUGAUGAGAAGGUUGUACUCGUUGGUCAUAGCUUUGGAGGUUUGAGUUUAGCCUUAGCCAUGGAUAAGUUUCCCGAUAAAAUCUCUGUCUCUGUCUUCGUGACUGCAUUCAUGCCCGACACCAAACACUCACCAUCGUUCGUCGAGGAAAAGUUUGCAAGCAGCAUGACACCAGAAGGAUGGAUGGGCUCUGAGCUCGAGACAUAUGGUUCAGAUAAUUCCGGCUUGUCUGUGUUCUUCAGCACCGACUUCAUGAAGCACCGUCUCUACCAACUUUCUCCUGUGGAGGAUCUUGAGCUUGGAUUGCUUCUAAAGAGGCCUAGUUCAUUGUUUAUUAAUGAAUUAUCGAAGAUGGAGAACUUUUCUGAGAAAGGGUAUGGAUCUGUUCCUCGAGCUUACAUUGUGUGCAAAGAGGACAACAUUAUCUCGGAAGACCAUCAACGAUGGAUGAUCCAUAAUUAUCCGGCGAAUUUAGUGAUUGAGAUGGAAGAGACUGAUCAUAUGCCAAUGUUUUGCAAACCUCAACUACUAAGUGACCAUCUAUUGGCAAUCGCUGACAAUUUCUGUUAAAUAAUAUUUUGAUGAAAAUGUAUUUGGAGUGGAUACAAUCAAACGUGUUCUAAAAUGGAUCUUCAUAAAGGUUCAAACUUAUUUCUUAGUUCUUACUAUGGUUGAAAUGAGAAACCUAAGUCAAUCUAGUGUUUGUUUAGAAGGACUAGAAACAGUCAAUAUACAAAGAGUGUGGGGGAAAGUAAUCCUCGAGAUAUAUAACUUUACGUUGAACUAAGAUGUUGAAAGCAAAGAAGAAAGAAAACAAUGGAGAAAAAUAACAAGGAACGGUUUGUGCUCGUACAUGGGCUGUGCCACGGGGAGUGGUGUUGGUACAAUGUGAAGAUGCAUUUGGAGGCUAUAGGUCACUGUGUGACCGCGGUGGAUCUAGCUGCAUCAGGUAUAAAUAUGACUAGAGUUGAAGAGAUUCAGACUCUUAAAGAUUACUGCUAACCUUUGCUUAAGUUUCUGAGCUCUUUUGUGUAAGUGCGGAUGAUGUAAUAAUAAAGAGUAUAAAGUAAACGAG
Messenger RNA from Arabidopsis thaliana (thale cress), 1496 nucleotides. It is a transcript of the gene ACL, whose product is annotated as acetone-cyanohydrin lyase. Gene Ontology annotation, biological process: oxylipin biosynthetic process. The transcript is spliced from 3 exons. Gene Ontology annotation, molecular function: methyl indole-3-acetate esterase activity; catalytic activity; methyl jasmonate esterase activity. Bases 155 to 991 code for a protein of 278 amino acids. NCBI's taxonomy places the organism in Eukaryota, Viridiplantae, Streptophyta, Magnoliopsida, Brassicales, Brassicaceae. The record is from RefSeq and is marked reviewed.